Molecule: messenger RNA, 3941 nt
Organism: Sapajus apella (tufted capuchin)
Lineage: Eukaryota; Metazoa; Chordata; Mammalia; Primates; Cebidae
Gene: PRDM8
Product: PR/SET domain 8
Exons: 4
Coding region: 1080-3179 (699 amino acids)
Biological process (GO): regulation of DNA-templated transcription
Cellular component (GO): nucleus
Molecular function (GO): protein binding
Source: RefSeq, a predicted model, not a curated record
UGGGACCCCCUCCGGGACUGCGCAGAAUGCACCAAGCCGAGGGCAAAAAAAAACCCAGCAACUGUUUGAGCCCAGUAACCUGCGCUCUUCCCACCAACCUCUCCACCCUACCUCCGCCCACAUACCAGUGUCCUGGGACUAGGAGGUACCUUUAUGUCCCCUUCUGGGGCCUGCACUCCAACCUCAUCUCCCGAGUUAUGGGAAGGCUGAGGCAAGUUCUCACCAAAGCGCAUCCUUUCUGAAUUUUGCAGGGGGAAGCUUGGUAGUGUUGGCGCUCUUGUAGAGCCGGCGCCCGUUUAUCACCCCCAGGCAACUAGCUAGAGAAUCCCUGGGGCCAACCGCACCCCUUUGUCUUUCACGGAACUCGGACUCCCGGGGAAAUACGCCCGGGGUCCGCGCGCGCUGGGUGUCCAGCUCUCUGCCAUAGCUUCUCCAAGUGCCUAGUGAAACAGGGAAAGGCCAUCUCCAAUCCUUUUGGUACCUUCCUGUGCAAUCCUGAAACGAUUUUCCCCUCCUAGCAGUCCCAGAGGGCCCGAAUUUUAGGAGAAGGCGUGCCGGUACGCUCUCUAACAGGCGUUGCCACCCGGGGUAGGCGCUCAGGAUCUGCGGGGCGCGGGCGGGCCAGGGGAAAAAGCUGCGAGGCAGGCGGCGCCGGAGGGAGCGCCUGGCCCAGCAAAGAGUUAAAGGGAGGGAACGUGGGCUGUCACGCGUCAUUGGGCAGAUUAUGUGCAGCAAACAAAAAGUGUGUGUCUGCGUGCCAGUCAGUCACUGCAUCGGGUCCAUCUGUACAACUCUCUCCGUUUCUCUCUCUCUCUCUCUCUCUCUCUCUCACUCUCUCUCUCUCAACACACACACACGCUCUCUCUCCCCUCCCUUCUUCCCUCCACCCCCCAAUCUAUUUCUCCCCAUCUCUCUAUCUCUCUCUUACCUCUUUAGGAAGAGCCUAAAAGACGGCAACACCAAUACCUCUUGACAUGGAAAUACACUGAUACAAUAGGCAAAAACAAACACUGUAUUGCGCAUCUUCCCGGUUCCAGGUGGCCUUAUUUGGGAGAUUCUAUACUGACCUUAUUCCUGUGAUGGAGGAUACGGGCAUCCAGCGAGGCAUCUGGGAUGGAGAUGCCAAGGCUGUCCAACAAUGUCUGACAGAUAUUUUUACCAGCGUUUACACCACCUGCGACAUCCCUGAGAAUGCUAUAUUUGGUCCCUGUGUCCUGAGCCAUACUUCCCUAUAUGACAGCAUAGCUUUCAUAGCUCUCAAGUCUACUGACAAGAGAACGGUACCUUAUAUCUUUCGGGUAGACACCUCAGCAGCAAAUGGUUCCUCAGAAGGUCUCAUGUGGCUGCGAUUGGUCCAAUCGGCCAGAGAUAAGGAAGAGCAGAACCUUGAAGCCUAUAUAAAAAACGGACAGCUGUUCUACCGCUCUCUCCGCAGGAUUGCCAAAGACGAGGAGUUAUUAGUUUGGUACGGGAAAGAACUGACUGAGUUACUCUUGCUCUGCCCCUCUAGAUCCCACAACAAAAUGAAUGCAGGGUCGUCCCCUUACACAUGCCUGGAAUGCAGCCAACGUUUCCAGUUUGAGUUCCCCUAUGUGGCGCAUCUGCGUUUCCGCUGCCCCAAGAGACUUCACAGCGCUGAUAUAAGUCCCCAAGACGAACAGGGCGGCGGCGUGGGCACCAAGGACCACGGGGGCGGCGGCGGCGGCGGAGGCGGUGGCAAAGACCAGCAGCAGCAGCAGCAGCAGCAGCAGCAGCAGCAGCAGGAGGCGCCUUUAGGCCCGGGUCCCAAGUUUUGCAAAGCUGGCCCCCUCCACCACUACCCAGCCCCCUCCCCCGAGAGCAACCCACCCGCUGCCGCCGGCGGCAGCAGCGCGAAACCAUCCACCGACUUCCACAACCUGGCCAGGGAGCUGGAAAACUCCCGGGGAGGCAGCAGCUGCUCCCCAGCACAGAGUCUCAGCAGCGGUAGCAGCAGCGGCGGCGGCGGCCACCAGGAGGCGGAGCUGAGUCCCGACGGCAUCGCCACUGGCGGCGGCAAAGGAAAGAGGAAAUUCCCGGAGGAGAUGGCGGAGGGCGGCGGUGGCGCGGGGCUGGUAGGAGGCCGGGGCCGCUUCGCAGAGCGGCCCCUCCCGGCCUCCAAGGAGGAUCUGGUGUGCACGCCGCAGCAGUACCGAGCCUCGGGCAGCUACUUCGGCCUGGAAGAGAACGGCCGCCUCUUCGCGCCGCCCAGCCCCGAGACGGGCGAGGCGAAGCGCAGCGCCUUCGUGGAGGUGAAGAAGGCCGCCCGGGCGGCCGGCCUGCAGGAAGAGGGGACCGCCGACGGCGGGGGCGUUGCCGCCGAGGAUCAGGACUCUGGCGGCGGCGGCGGCGGCUCCUCCACGCCUGCGGCCCCGUCGCCGGUGGGCGCCGAGAAGCUACUGGCCCCGCGGCCCGGGGGCCCGCUGCCUAGCCGGCUCGAGGGCGGCAGUCCUGCGAGGGGCAGCGCCUUCACUUCGGUGCAGCAGCUGGGCAGCGCGGGCAGCACCGGCGGUGGCGGCGGCACGGGCGCCGGAGCUGCAGGCGGCGCGGGCGGGGGCCAGGGCGCCCCGUCGGACGAGCGCAAAAGCGCCUUCUCGCAGCCAGCGCGCUCCUUCUCGCAGCUGUCCCCGCUGGUGCUGGGCCAGAAGCUGGGCGCGCUGGAGCCGUGCCACCCUGCCGACGGCGUGGGCCCCACUAGACUCUACCCCGCCGCCGCGGACCCUCUAGCAGUGAAGCUCCAGGGGGCCGCGGACCUGAAUGGAGGUUGCGGGUCCCUGUCGAGCGGCGGCGGCGGCCUGCCCAAGCAGAGCCCCUUCCUGUACGCCACCGCGUUCUGGCCCAAGAGCUCCGCUGCCGCUGCAGCCGCUGCUGCGGCUGCAGCCGCCGGGCCCUUGCAGCUGCAGCUGCCCUCGGCGCUCACGCUGCUGCCGCCCUCCUUCACCUCGCUGUGUCUGCCCGCGCAGAACUGGUGCGCCAAGUGCAAUGCCUCCUUCCGCAUGACCUCCGACCUGGUGUACCACAUGAGGUCGCACCACAAAAAGGAGUAUGCGAUGGAACCCUUGGUGAAGCGGCGGCGAGAGGAGAAACUCAAGUGCCCCAUCUGCAACGAGUCCUUCAGGGAGCGCCACCACCUCUCCAGGCACAUGACCUCGCAUAAUUGACUCCGAAAGGACCCCAGCUUUCCACGCGCGCGCACGCACAGUCAAGCCACCUGCAGGAAUAAACAUGCGAGAACAUCCACAGCUUCCUUGCACCCCAAAAUACUGCACACAGACACAUACGUCACCCCCACACACUACACAUGUCCUCCGCUCCCAGGAACCUCGUUGAGACAUUUACCCGGGACACACACACACACACACACACACACACACACACACCCCAGGAUGGUGGAUUUUUGAUUGGGUGGGUUGUUUGUGGGAGUUUUCUUUUGAAUGCACGCAUUUUCACUUUCCCCAAAACAAAGGUACAUUUUUUAAAAUGUCAUAUAUUGCAACAUAUUGAUGCAUUUGUCAUACGUUUCUACUUAAAUUAUUAAGCACUUACGGUUUAGAUGUAAUAAUUAUAUGUAAGGGCAAAAUUUAUUUUAGAUAUAAAGGAGGAGGGUGAGAUGCUUUGCAUUUCUUGGUGAUCGUUUGUGUUCUUACAAAAAUAAACAAAAUGAAUAAAAAGGAGUCGCCAUUCAAUUUGAGUUUCCAGGGGGAAGUGCAUGUGUAAUGAUGUGAUUAUGGACUUCAAUGAAGAAUGUCAUCAAUUAUGUAAAUAUGUAUUUCCUUUUAAUACAAAGUGUAAUUUUGUGCCAGUGAAAUGGAGUCUGAAUAGUUAUGUGUUUCUUUUAUCCCUGGAAAUAUUUAUUAAACUUUAUAGUUUAUCUGAGUAUGUUGGAUGCUUUGACAAUAAAUGACUAUUUUCUUCAAAGCAAA